Molecule: messenger RNA, 582 nt
Organism: Phalaenopsis equestris
Lineage: Eukaryota; Viridiplantae; Streptophyta; Magnoliopsida; Asparagales; Orchidaceae
Exons: 4
Coding region: 65-355 (96 amino acids)
Source: RefSeq, a predicted model, not a curated record
CCGAACAACAAAAGGGUUUAGUUAAAUACUCGUUAAAUUGUGCUCCCAAACAUCCCCGCGAAGGAUGAUGAGGACGGCGAAAAUGGCGUCGUUGUGCCGAUCAUUGGCCGCCGUGAGAUCCUCGGCUCUCCGUUCUCAAAUGCUGCUCCCGAAUACCUCUCCUUCCAUAUUAGCUUCUCCUCGCUUCUACAGGCCGCUUCCUUCUGUUCUGGCAACUUUGGAAUCUCUGAGGCCUCUCCACAGCGCCGUCGCCUCCGCUCGUCUCAUAUCGAACAUAUCCGUCGAUUCCUCCGGCUGGACUUGGCCCUCUCAAGAUACCAAGGAUCCUAGCGAUAUUUCAGUAUCAUACCUAUGAGUGAAUCCAUUAGUCUUUUCCUGAAGCGCAUCAGAGCUGAGUACUAGAUGAGUUUGAUCCAUUCGAUUUCUGCAACUGCAUUUCUUCUUCAAUGGCUUGUUUGAUUUGAUAGGAUGCACGCUUUAAAUAAUGCGUUUGGGCAUUUUCUGUAUUGCAAAACUUAGUUUUCUAGUUUGUUAGAUCAAACUGGCAAAAGUUAUUUGUAUUUGUAUAGGACCUUAAUGAUA